Molecule: messenger RNA, 2287 nt
Organism: Triticum urartu
Lineage: Eukaryota; Viridiplantae; Streptophyta; Magnoliopsida; Poales; Poaceae
Source: RefSeq, a predicted model, not a curated record
GGAAUUUUGUAGGAAAUGAGAUGACAUGUAUCUCAAAUCCUAUGAGUAGGAAUAGGAAACGAGAUGUCAUUUGGUUGACAUCAAAGGAAUUUUUCCAUUGAGUCUAGGCUCAUUUUUAUUUUCCUAUAAAAUGUGAAGGAUAGGAACAAAUCCUAUGUAGAAAUAGGAAUCUAUUUCUAUGAACCAAUGGGCUCUAAAGGAAAAAAUUCUAUAAAAAUCCUAUCCUCUAAAAUUUCUAUGAAAUUCCUCCAAACCAAAGGAGGCCUCACUUGUAAAAUCCAACCUAACUUCUCACGGAAUCUUGCAGUCGUUGGUUAAAAAAAAACUCCAUCUCAAACUUCCCCUGUGCAGAAGUUAGCUUUCCUCCUGAAACUUUAACCUGUGAUGCAUGUCCUUGCUAAUGAGUACUGGCAGCAAGUUGAUUCGUUUGAAGGCGGGCAUAGCUGGGCAGACUUAACUUCCUGGAUCCAUCAGCUAGAUUCAUCACGAGACAUCCUUGAAUCGCCCCCUCUUUAAUCGUGACCGCAUCGAUCUCCGUCGCCGCGAAAGCGACGACUAAAUCUCCCGAAUAAUCCACCGUCUUGUCUGUCGAUGCAUCCAUGUCGCCAUGAACAACCCAUGACUCCCUGGGCAGAGGCAGAGCACAAAUCAAGAUCACGAAACAGUAAUCAGGAGCCAUGCGUACAUCUCCUCCUCAGCUAGAGUACGUACGUCCCACGAGGACGAGGCGAAGCAUGCGUGCGUGCAAUGGCACAUCGGCGGAAGCAAGUUGAUUCGUUUUGGCGGGUCGUGUCUCCAUAAAUCGUCGCCUCACGCGCCCGCGGCGGCCAGCCAUACGCACCGGCUCUCCUUGCUUGGAUCGUCAGCUCUUGGUCGCUCCACUGAUCAAUGGCUUCCUGCUUCCGGGCGCGUCGGCAACCGGCAGCGCCAGUGCCGCCGCCGUUGAUUCCGUACGAGUCGUCGUACUCGGAGAUGGAGGGAGCGAUGGAGAAUAAGAGGUGGAACAGCCUCGACUCGUGGUCGAUGCUGCUUGACGCGGGAGGCGGCGCGGACCAGCAGCAGGCGAGCUCGUCGGCGGCGGAGGAGUGGAUGGCGGACCUGUCGCAGCUCUUCCUCGGGAACAAGUUCGCGUCGGGGUCCAACAGCCGCAUCUACCGCGGCAUCUACCGACAGCGCGCGGUGGCCGUCAAGAUGGUGCGCCUCCCGGAGCGCGACGAGGACCGGCGGCGCGCGCUGGAAGACCAGUUCAACUCGGAGGUGACCUUCCUCUCGCGGCUCCGCCACCCCAACGUCGUGCAGUUCGUCGCCGCGUGCAAGCGGCCGCCCGUGUACUGCAUCAUCACCGAGUACAUGUCGCAGGGCACGCUCCGCAUGUACCUCCACAACAAGGACCCCUACUCGCUCUCGCCGGAGACCGUGCUCCGCCUCGCGCUCGACGUCGCCCGCGGCAUGGAGUACCUCCACGCGCAGGGCGUCAUCCACCGCGACCUCAAGUCGCACAACCUGCUGCUCAACGACGAGAUGCGCGUUAAGGUCGCCGACUUCGGCACCUCAUGCCUAGAGGCGCACAGCUCACGCGCCGGCGCCGGAGCGGGAGCCGGAGGCGGUGGCGGCGGCGGCGAAGGGAAGGGUACCAACAUGGGCACGUACAGGUGGAUGGCGCCCGAGAUGGUCCGUGACAAGCCGUGCACCCGCAAGGUGGAUGUGUACAGCUUCGGCAUCGUGCUGUGGGAGCUCACCACCUGUCUGGUGCCGUUCCAGGGCAUGACCCCCGUCCAGGCCGCCUACGCCGCCUGCGAGAAGAACGCUCGGCCGCCGUUGUCGCCGACGUGCCCGCCGGCGCUCAACAACCUCAUCAAGAUGUGCUGGGCCGCCAACCCGGCCAGGCGGCCUGAGUUCAGCUACGUCGUGUCCGUCCUGGAGAAGUACGAUCACUGCCUCCGGGAAGGGCUCCCGCUGGUUACGCCGCCGUCGCCAGUGUCCUCGUUUCUCAGCAUCUUCAAGCUCGGCUCCUGCAUAAGCACCACCAACCUCCCCUCCAUGCCCGUCCACGUCUAAAAAUAUUUUACUGAACCAUGGUUCGGCUUCGGCCAAACCUACGCUUGAUAUCCUUGAUUUCUAAACACUGUUCACGAGGAUUCAUGCAUGGUCGAUUAAAAAAUGCAGUUAACACAUAUGUCACAGAUCCAUAUGUAGUAGGAUGUUAAAUCGUACGACAUAGAACAUAGGUUCAGCUGAACCAUGGUUCUGAAUCACGUCUGUCUCUAAUCAUAUCCAUUCAAAUUUA